This is a messenger RNA of Triplophysa rosa, 1742 nucleotides long. RefSeq names its product probable G-protein coupled receptor 34. Gene Ontology annotation, molecular function: G protein-coupled purinergic nucleotide receptor activity. The record is from RefSeq and is a predicted model, not a curated record. The transcript has 3 exons. Gene Ontology annotation, biological process: G protein-coupled receptor signaling pathway. Lineage: Eukaryota; Metazoa; Chordata; Actinopteri; Cypriniformes; Nemacheilidae. The coding region runs from base 220 to 1305 and encodes 361 amino acids. Gene Ontology annotation, cellular component: membrane.
CUUAUGUUUCCACAGGCUUAAAGAGAGCCUGACAGACCCACAGACACCCUUUGAGAUGGUUUAUUGAGGAACUGAAAAAGGAAGACCUACAUAAACAUGCAAGUUUGCAAAGCAGAGAUUCAAAGACAGAUAAGACAUCAGAGACCUUUCACAACUGGGGCCGCGAAAACACCUCUUUGAUGGACACCGUUCACAUGGACUGAGAACUUCAAAAGCGCAAUGGAGAACAACGCUACCCUGAUGUUCCCCAACACAUCAAAAAUUCUCAGGCAAGACAGAAAAUGCCAGAUGGACAACACCAACCUGCAGGUGCCACUGGCUAUUUUCUACGCUCUCUUCUUUUUGUUUGGAUUGGUUGGGAACCUGUUGGCUCUCUGGGUCUUUUUGAGAGUGCAUUCUAAAAAGAAUUCCAUUCGCAUUUUCCUCAUUAACUUAGCUCUGGCCGACCUGCUUCUCGUCAUCUGCCUGCCUUUCCGGGUGGCGUACCAUUCCAACAACGACCGUUGGGUGCUGCCGCCGGUCAUGUGCAGGAUAGUGGGCAACGUCUUUUAUACCAACAUGUACAUCAGUAUAACUUUACUAGGUCUCAUUAGUGUCGACCGUUACUUGAAGUUUCAAAUGGCGUCCUGCAGACGGAUGUUCCUGCAGAGCAGGUGGAGUGUGCUCCUCUGUUGCAUCAUUUGGACUUUGGCUUUUGCUGCUUUGGUGCCACUGAUCAUCCAGGCUGCCGAAAACAACGAGUCCCAAAAGUGCUUCCAAUACAAAAAACUAAACAAUUCCAAAUGGAUAGCUUACUUCAAUUUUGUCAUCGUGGCUCUUUUUUGGGUGGUCUACGCAGGCUUGGUCAUCUCCUACGGAAAGAUUGGAAUGAAGCUCUUUACAACUUCCAGAGAGAAACCGGAUUUCCCCAAUGCGACCAAGUACAACAAAACAGCAUGGAAGUCGUUUUUUGUGCUCUUUUUGUUCACACUGUGUUUUGUGCCUUAUCAUUCUGUGAGGAUUUUUUAUAUUACUUCACAGAUGACGCCUGACACAUCUUGUGACUGGGUAAAGUUGAUGGAUAAAACUAAUGAAAUAGUUUUGCUACUAUCAGCUCUCAAUAGCUGUUUGGACCCGGUGAUGUACUUCCUGCUGUGUGGAUCUAUUCGGAAAGUAAUGCUGAAGAUCGUCUGUCGUGGUUGUUGUCUGCAAAACACUGGAUUUUUCAAUACUAGUAACGCUCCACAAGAACAAGUGAAUGCAGCUGUGCCUAUGACAGCGGCUCAGGAGCACAAACUAGCAAAAACAUGUCAUUAUUGUGACUGAUCUGAAAACACUCCAAACUAGUUACAGAGUAAAGUUACACAGAUCAUGUGUCUAAAGUCAGGUGUGCAGUGUAAUUGGUGUUUAUUAAAUACUUUAACAUUUCUGUGUAUUUCCUUGUAUUAUCUGUCAGAAACACUACUUUGUUACUAAAAUAUUUUUGACAAAAACAUCAAGCACGAACAUUAAGACGUUUUUGUAAUUGUACCAUUUUUGUAUAUAAUAAUAAACAUGUUUAUGAUUUGUAUAAUAUGAGAAGUACUAUACUUAUGAAUUACUUUCAACUGGCCAUUCUGCGCAAUAACAUCUAGAUAUACUGUAUAGUCGCUGGGUUCUAGGAAGCUGCAACCACUGUGUAUAUUGCAAAACAGGGGAAACCCGUGCACCUACCUAUUCAGUGGUAAUCAUGUAAAAUUAAACACAUUGUAAGUUGACAUAUC